Molecule: messenger RNA, 1910 nt
Organism: Sphaeramia orbicularis (orbiculate cardinalfish)
Lineage: Eukaryota; Metazoa; Chordata; Actinopteri; Kurtiformes; Apogonidae
Exons: 11
Coding region: 191-1300 (369 amino acids)
Source: RefSeq, a predicted model, not a curated record
AAGAAAAGCCGCUGCGGACGAACGGAGAACCAAGUCGAGGGCUGUGUUUCGGCAUAUUGCUUAAAGGAGAACUGGACUCGGCUGUGCGACGUAAUCGUCCUACCUCUGGCGCAACGGACCAAGAGAUAGAGGCAAGAAUAACUAAAUGGCGUCAGAAUACACCUGACCGCAAUGGGGGACGGAGCAAAAAAUGGCUCCAAAAUCCAUCAGAAAGGCAAUAUGUGACACGCUGGAUGGUCUGGUGGAUGAGGACCUGGAGAGGUUCUGUUUCCAGCUGCUGGAUCGCAAAGGAAAGCGCGUCCCCGAGAGCUGGGUGAUGGGAAAGAGCCGCGUCCGGAUCACAGCGGUCCUGGUGCGAACUUACACCGACAAAGGCGCGUUAAAGGUGGUUCUGGAGACUCUGAGAGAGCUGGGGUUCAAGCAGAACACAAAGGAACUGGUUGAAGCCACGAAACACCUAACGUCAUCCACACCCAACACCAAACGCAAAAACAAAGCCAGAGGAGCCUCAGGUGCAGCGUCCAGUGAACCUGACAGGGCAGGAGGAUCAAGAACCAAAGUGCCUCUAGAUAAGGGCGACCCUACUUUCCGUAGAAUACCAAAUGGGAAUUUAGAGAUCAGUCGUUCACAGGAGGCUCGGGAUGUCUCAUCUCAGCAGCAGCCACUACGAAAUUCUAAACCUCCGGCAAAGAAACCAGAGGAGGUGGAGGCAGAGGCAAAGGAGAUGGUGAAAUCUGAAGGUGGAGAUCCUUUUGAUAAAAGACUGGUCCUGAGCCGAUUCACAAUUCAGUUUGGCCAGUACCGAGAUCAAACCUUUAAAUGGCUGUUGGAAAAUGAUGUGGAUUAUGUUGCAAUGAUUUUGGCCCUACACCGAAGGGAGAGAGAGGACGGAUCCAAGAAUCAGCAUCCACUAAUGGCAAAUAAGGAUUCCUUGGCUAGAUACGCGGCCUGUUAUCCUGACUUUGUGGAGCUCAUCAACCUGCACUAUGAAGGAAAGGCUCUCAUUGGCAUUGGAAAAUUCAAGAAUAUCGCUCUGCAGGAUCUGUACGACUCAGCUGAUAAGGAAAAAGUCAGCUAUGUCAACUUCCUCCGAGGAAAGAAGGAUUCCUGCAUGCCAGGCUCCAAAAUGGACGUCGCUAUUAGGUAUAUUUUACGGCGUGACCAAGAGAGGCCUGCUGUUAUGUACAGACUACCCACCAGUGGCACUCAACCUUCAGGCCCAAAGAGAUCGACCAAAAGGAAGAGAGGAGGGAACUCCAGGAAUGCGUCGCUGAAAAGGGGCACACAGAGGAACUGGUGAAGGCCAACCUGCAGCCUCGCUCUAGGAGAAGAAGAAACAUCAUGCAUUUCUAGGGUACACAUUUAUCAGGCGCAGUGUCGCAAACCUGGUUGGUUUCUCAAAUACAUUUUCUUUAGUGUUCAGUCAGACUUCUUACAGUGUUACGUCUUUUUAGUCCAAAGGUCCAAAGGGUCCGAUGGACUAUUGGUAUCAGUUGUCGUCUGUCCAUUGUCCAUCAAUAAACAAUUUUUUUAGAAUCUUCUCUGAAAUAGUUAGUCAGAAUGACUUUAUAUCUGUCGUGGAACAUCGUUAGGGUAAGGCCUAUCAAGUUUGUUCAGAGAAUUGGGAAAUACGGAUUUUUGAAUGUUUUAUGAAUUUUGAAAAUUUUAAAAAUCCCCAUUGUUUUAUAAUGGGACAGAUUUCAAAGUGCUGUAACUUGAAAACAGUUGAAGAUAUUGAUAUAAUUACUAUUGGUAAUAGAUAGGAAGUCACGUAUGGGCUUUCAUUUGGUGCCAUGACCUGUGACCUUGAAAAGUCAAAUGGAUGUAAAUGAAUGUCAGUUAAUGUCUUUAAAUUUGUUUUUGUUCUCCAGGACAGUGUCAGGAUCUGUGCCUGAGUGACUCUUUGCUCC